AUGGGAAAUGGGUUUUGUUCUCAUGUUCUGGGUUUUAAUGGGAUGGUUAUAAUUCUAUUUGUACUCAUUUCUGUAGUUUCAGGAAACAAGAUUUCGGAAGGUGGAACAAAAGUAAAUCACCUCCCAAGGCAUGUUGUGAAAAGCAUUCAGAGUGAAGACGGGGAUAUUAUUGAUUGCAUUGACAUUUACAAGCAACCAGCAUUUGCUCAUCCUGCACUACGGGAUCAUAAAAUCCAGAUGGCUCCCAGUUAUGAACCAACAGUAGAGACAAUGGCAGCAACAAGUCCGGCGAAAACAAAAACAUUCAAGAAUAGAUAUGAGCAAUCUUCCAUGAUCGUGGCAUCACAAAUAUGGAAAAAGAAUGGAAGUUGUCCAGAUGGAACGGUGCCAGUUCGAAGAUUUCAGAAUAAAGGACUGCUUGAAUCAAAUUCUCUUGAAGCUUAUGUUAGGAAUAAGCCAACUCAUCCAGUUAAGCAGCUUAAUGACGAUGAGAAUCCUAACUCUCAACUGCCAAAUCGCUCGAAGGCAAUACUGCUUACACUAGGUUAUAUUUACUCUGGAGCUAAAGCAGACAUCAAAGUUUGGGACCCUUCUGUCGAAUCUGACGAUGAGUACAGUACUUCCCGAGUUAGUCUCCAAAGUGGUCCUUACUACGAUUUUGAAAGCAUUGAAUCUGGAUGGGCGGUAAAUCCAAGAGUGUAUGGGGAUAAGAAGACUCGAUUGUAUGUAUAUUGGACCGUUGAUGGAUCAAAGGCAACAGGGUGCUUUGAUCUUACUUGCCCUGGUUUUGUUCAAACUAGCAAGGAAAUUGCACUUGGUGCUGCAAUUUAUCCCAUCUCAGUAGCUAACGGCCUUCCAUACCAGAUAAAUAUUUACAUAUUUAAGGAUCCAAAUACAAGCAAUUGGUGGAUGCAGUAUGGAGAAAAAAUCAACGUGGGAUACUGGCCUCAUAACUUAUUUAGUUUGAUAAUUAGUGGUGCAGAAAGUGUAGAAUGGGGAGGUGAAGUUUACAGCUUAAAGUUGGGGCAAUCUCCCCACACUGCAACGAAAAUGGGAAAUGGAGAAUAUCCAGACCCAAUUUUUGGUGAUUCAGGUUACAUGAAGAGAAUGAGAGUUCUUGAUAAUUCUCGUAUCUUGAAGUUCCCGGAAUGGGUAUCUACUUAUGCAGACGAGUACAACUGCUAUGAUGUUUACUAUAUUUCAGAUUAUGUUGAGGAUCCUGAAUUCUAUUAUGGAGGACCUGGAAGAAGUUACAAAUGCCCUUAA
Messenger RNA from Pistacia vera, 1266 nucleotides. RefSeq lists its product as uncharacterized. The transcript has 7 exons. NCBI's taxonomy places the organism in Eukaryota, Viridiplantae, Streptophyta, Magnoliopsida, Sapindales, Anacardiaceae. The record is from RefSeq and is a predicted model, not a curated record. The coding region runs from base 1 to 1266 and encodes 421 amino acids.